Molecule: messenger RNA, 3088 nt
Organism: Bradysia coprophila
Lineage: Eukaryota; Metazoa; Arthropoda; Insecta; Diptera; Sciaridae
Source: RefSeq, a predicted model, not a curated record
UAUUAUGGAUAUUCUUCAUUCAACGACAACCCUGAGCGUUCCUUCAUUCGAUUUUUUUUGUCUAAAUGUUCAUUUGAGUUAUUGUAUACGUUUUUUUCUUUAACAAAAAAACGAUGGAGAGCAAUUUGAAACCGAUGGAUGAUGAAAUGCCCACGAUUUGUCAGGAGAAAAAGGAAGAACUUUUGAUAUCAGAUAGUGAUGAUGAGAUUCAAAUGUGGGUUGAAAAGCCAGUCGUCAUUGAUCUUACCUGUAGUUAUGACGAAAACACACUGGAUUGUAGUCAUGCCGAAGUGGUAGAAAUGGAAAGUAAUGCAACUGAUCCGAAAGUCAUUGAAAUUAAGAUCGACAACGAUGUGGGUAACCUUGGAAGUUGUUCUCUUCAAGAUUCGGUGAACGCGUCUACUUUGCUACAGGACUUUAUUAACAUGGCUACUUCGACGUCAUGCUCUUUGCGUGUUCGUACUGUUGAAUCGCUUAAUCAAGAUCUUCUGAAAUCUCAUGCUGCUCCACUUCGCUCAACUGGUACAUCGCCGGUCAAUAGUGCCACUUCGUCUGGUGAUGGGACUGCUACUUCACAAUCUGAGCCGAAAGAUGAUACUCGUCUUGCAAUCAAAAAACGUUCAAUGUCGAUUUCGUCUGAACGUAUCGACGGCGAGAAUCAUAGCAAGAAAAUUAGAUUGAAAUCGUGCGAUCGAUUCUAUGAUGCCACUGCUUUGAGAGACAAUCCUAAGAAAAAAUAUGAUGAUCGUCGAAUAUCCGCGAAAUCAAUCAAUCCAAAAUCAGAUUCGUUUAAUUCAGAGAGAAACCAGCAAGGUACUCGUAGCCGUCGUCGUAGUCGUUUUGAUACUUACGAAAAUUCUCAUCACUCCCGCAAUCACUCAUCUCUAGUGUAUCCAGGAAACACUAGCUCUACUUCGACGCAUCUACACGCAAAGACAUGUGAGGAAGAUUCUCACUCUAGCCAGAUGUCGUCUUCAGCUAAAUCAAAGACCAAUGCGUGGACAGACGAAGAUAACAACGCUGCCAGUCAAAAGAGCAAACAUUCUCAAUUAUCGGAGAAUCAGCGAUCGUCUCGCUCAUCAGUCGACGACCAUUUUCAUACUUCUGAUAACUCACGUCGCUCCCGUUUUCGCUCACGCUCCCCCAUUCACCAGCGAGACACUGUGGAAAAUGGAAAAACCUCAAAAGGAUAUCGUUCGCGAUAUUCUAGUGAGGACAAAAGAAGUAGUUCCCAAAACGUAUUGCAUCUGAGCCCAAGUAACACCAAUAGCAACAAUGCCACUCGAAUGAACAAAUAUUCUGGAGCAUCGGAAAUUCAACGAUCUCCUCGCACACGUGAUAAUAUCCACUGGGAAUCAAUUUCAUUAACAAAAGACAGAUGCCGACCGUUAACAUCAACUUUAAAGGGUUUCAACUUUUUAAAUAACGUUUACGGUACUUAUGGUAUUAAAAUGAACCUGACUUGGUCGCAAAACAUCACAUUGCAUAUUCGGGGCACCAAACUUCAACGGACUAGAUUCCGAGAUGAUUUAGCCAUGUUUAUCGAUAAUGAAGUUGUAAAUAAUGGCAUCGAAUUGUCGGCAUCUGCUAGUAAUGGCUCCGAUCUGCAAUCUCUAGCAUUCAAUAGAUUCGAUCCGAACUUGCCACGAUCUAAAGACAGACUGAUCAAAAAGAUCGAACAUAACUUGGAUUUGCUGCAAACUUAUCUGGGCAAUGCUGAAGCUCUAUUCGUUGAUAUUACGACCAACGAAAACAAACAAACGAAGAUCUCAAUGAAGCAAGCCAAUCGUUCACGAAAAGACUUGAACAUUAUUUUGAUGGGACAAGCUGGCCUUCGAGAUGGACCAAAGCAUCUGGCUGAAAUAAAACGAUUGUUGAAGACUUUGAAGAAUAUUGAUGGGGAUGUCAUAAACAAGGCAUUCAUUGCCACAAUCACACUGCAUUUCAACUACAUAUUUUCAUCAUACCAACACGACAACUAUCCUGCGCUCAUAGCAGAAUACAAGAAGUCGCUGAAAACAAAUUUUUCCACAAAUGGCCCGACGGAAGCAUCGAACAGCAGUGAUGGACCAGCUCAAGUUCCGGCGAAUAUGCCGAAUGAAGGUGCUCAUCAAACGGCCACAAGUGACUCGACUGAAGCAUCGAACAGCAGUGAUGGACCAGCUCAAGUUCCGGCGAAUAUUCCGAUUGAAGGUGCUCAUCAAGCGGUCACAAGUGACUCGACUGAAGCAUUGAACAGCAGUGAUGGACCAGCUCAAGUUCCGGUGAAUAUACCGAUUGAAGGUACUCAUCAAACGGCCACAAGUGACUCGACUGAAGCAUCGAACAAAAUCUAUGGACCAGCUCAAGUACCGGUGAAUAUGCCGAUUGAAAGUGCUCAUCAAACUGUCACAAGUGACUCGACUGAAGCAUCGAACAGCAGUGAUGGACCAGCUCAAGUUCCGGCGAAUAUUCCGAUUGAAGGUGCUCAUCAAGCGGUCACAAGUGACUCGACUGAAGCAUUGAACAGCAGUGAUGGACCAGCUCAAGUUCCGGUGAAUAUACCGAUUGAAGGUACUCAUCAAACGGCCACAAGUGACUCGACUGAAGCAUCGAACAAAAUCUAUGGACCAGCUCAAGUACCGGUGAAUAUACCGAUUGAAAGUGCUCAUCAAACUGUCACAAGUGACUCGACUGCAGCAUCGAACAGCAGUGAUGGACCGGCUCAAGUUCCGGUCAAUAUUUGUGUUGAAGGUGCUCAUGAAACGGUCACAAGUGACUCGACUGAGGCAUCAAACAAUCUCUCUGGACCAGCACAAGUUCCAGCAAAUAUGCCAAUUGAAUGUGCUCAUCGAACAACAACGAACUACACUAUAGAUUCUUCGACCCAACCAUCGAUCGAAGGCGCACAACAAGUUGUUGCAGGCAAUUAGAUUGGAGUGAGAAGAAAGAGCCAACAACAUUCUCAAAGUAAAGUAUUACGCUUAUACCCCUUGAUGGCAGUAGAAAGCGUUGAACGAAUGUUCUGGAUAAAAUAAAUAUCACCUUGCAAGUACAGAGGUUUAAACAUAGUUUUAAGAAAGAGAAAAGAAUAAAUUAUGUUAAUUUA